AUGCUGGUUGGGAAUAGCACCAUCUUGUAUGUGAUCCAGAAAGACCCAGUUCUCUACAAGCCAAUGAGCCACUUCCUGGCCAUGCUGGCUUUCACAGAGCAGGGCGUGUCCCUGUCCACCAUGCUCACGGUCCUCGGCAUCUUCCUUGUGGGUGUCAUGGAGAUCGACUUUAAUGCCUGCCUGAUCCAGAUGUACUUCAUCCAUUCCUUUUUGAUCAUGGAGUCUGGCUUGCUCCUGGCCAUGGCCUUUGAUCGCUUCGUGGCCAUCUACAGCCUGCUGAGGUAUUCAGUAAUCCUCAACCACAGACGCAUCAGGGCCAUGGACAUCGGCCUCAGCCUCAAGAGCACAGUGCUGAUGGCGUCCCUGGCCGUCCUGCUGAAACGCCUACCAUUCUGCCACUGGGAAAACGUGCUCUCCCACUCCUACUGCCUUCACCCCAACCUAAUCCGCCUCCCGUGUGCCGACACCACCCUCAACAACAUCUACGGCUUCUUCAUCGUCGUCCUCUCCACCUUCGAGCUUGACUCUGUGCCCAUCUUCCUCUCCUGUGCCCUGAUUCUCAAGACCGUGCUUGGUAUCGUGUCAGGGGAAGGGCAGCUCAAGGCCCUCAACACUUGCUUCUACCAUAUGUGCCUGAAAACCAAGGAAAUCUGCAAGGGGAUUUUCAGGAAUCUGAUUCAGAAGAGUGGCAGGCCCUAG
Molecule: messenger RNA, 699 nt
Organism: Tachyglossus aculeatus (Australian echidna)
Lineage: Eukaryota; Metazoa; Chordata; Mammalia; Monotremata; Tachyglossidae
Product: olfactory receptor 51I1-like
Exons: 1
Coding region: 1-699 (232 amino acids)
Biological process (GO): G protein-coupled receptor signaling pathway
Cellular component (GO): membrane
Molecular function (GO): G protein-coupled receptor activity; olfactory receptor activity
Source: RefSeq, a predicted model, not a curated record